AUCUCCUCUGUUUUCAUUUUUGGGGGCAAGUUUUGAACAAAUUGAAGGAGGAAGCUUCCAUUGAGAAAAGAUAGAGAGAGGAACUAGAGCAAGUUAUAGCAGCACUAGAUAACAAAAGAGAAGCUUCUCGAUGAAACUACCCCAACUUAAUCUUCACAGUUUCUCUCACCUUUUUUGUUUUCUUAACAACCAAUCACAAAUCGCCAUUUCCAAUUAGGGUAUAAUCGUGACCCCUUCAAACCCUAACUACACAUUUAAUUAUUCUCUUCGAAUCUCAUCGAAUCGAAUCGAAUGCUGUAGCAGCUACCUCAUCCAAUGGCUUCAUCGGAGAUCGAGGUAGUAUCAUCGGGUUCCAAGCCCAACGAAAUCUACGAGCAGCCUCCUAUCCUCGACGUCUUCACUGCCUCUUCUUAUGGUGACUUUAUCAAAUUGAGGACCUUUGUGGAACAAGAUGGUGCCUCCGUUUCUGUUCCCGAUGUUAAUGGUUAUUAUGCUCUUCAAUGGGCAUGCCUUAACAACUUCCAUCAGAUUGCGCAAUAUCUCAUUGAGUUUAAUUUAACUGUACUUGGGUGGGUCUUUGUGUUGAAGCAUGGGGCUGAUGUCAAUGCUACAGACAACAUACAACAAACGGCAUUGCAUUGGGCGGCAGUUCGUGGUUCAAUUGCUGCUGCUGAUGUGCUCUUGGAGAAUGGUGCUCGGGUUGAAGCUGCAGAUAUAAAUGGAUUCCGGGCAGUUCAUGUUGCCGCCCAAUAUGGACAGACAGCUUUCUUAAAUCAUAUUGUUGUAAAGUAUCAUGCUGAUUUUGAUGUGGCUGAUAAUGAUGGAAGGAGUCCUCUUCAUUGGGCUGCAUAUAAGGGAUUUGCUGAUACAAUAAGAUUGCUUCUAUUUAGAGAUGCAAGUCAAGGAAGACAAGAUAAAGAUGGUUGUACACCGUUGCAUUGGGCUGCAUUAAGAGGAAAUGCAGAGGCAUGCGCUGUGCUUGUACAUGCAGGCACAAAGGAAGAACUGAUGGUGAAGGACAAUGCUGGAUUCACUCCUGUACAGCUUGCAUAUGAUAAAGGUCAUCGGCAUGUCGCCCCUUUCCUUUCUAAUCAACUACGGUCUCAUAGCAACUACUGGAGAGGCAAACUUUGUAGUGGGAUGGUGACAGAUAUUGGUUAUGCUCCCAUCUUAUUUUGUAUUAUAGUCUUCCUCAUGAUCCUCUUCAUCAACUCAGUUGUUGCAGCUCCUAGUCUUAUAAAGAUUACUGCUGUUGUUGGACUUUGGGCAUGGACUGCUCUUUCUUUGGCAGUUGGUGCCCUGAUUAUGUUUUAUAGGUGUAGUAGUAAAGAUCCAGGUUAUAUAAAACGGCCAAGAGACUCCGGUACUCAAAGUGAUACAGAGGAUCCUUUAUUGAAUAUUGAUCUGAAUAGUUCGUCUGUUUGGAUGGGAAAUUGGUCUCAACUUUGCCCUACCUGCAAGAUAAUAAGACCUGUCCGAUCUAAGCAUUGCCCUACUUGUAAGCGUUGUGUGGAACAGUUCGACCACCAUUGUCCUUGGAUAUCCAACUGCGUUGGAAAGAGGAACAAAAGGGAUUUCUUUAUUUUUGUUUGCUUGGCAACUUUGUCUUCUAUCCUUUCUGGUGCCAUUGCGGUUCAAAGAAUUUGGACAUCUACAUCAGCAAUAGCGGCUGGAGAAACAUGGAUCCAUCAUGUGUUAGUAAGACAUCCAGGUGUUGUUGUAUUUUUGGUGAUGGAUGCCUUUGUUUUCCUUGCAGCUACAACUUUAACGAUAACACAGACUUACAUGAUAGCUCGAAAUCUGACCACGAAUGAACAUGCAAAUUCAUCCCGCUAUGAGUAUCUUCGAGGUGCCGAUGGGCGGUUCAGAAACCCAUAUAACCAUGGUUGUUGGAAGAAUUGUAGCGACUUCGUUUUCUUGGGCUACACCAAUGAUGAUGAUAUUGCUUGGCCUCCAUUGCAGCAGGUGGCGUCUUAAGAACUAUCUCCCUUGCUGUGUCCAUGCAUCCUUUGUUGUAGUAUUACAUAAUUCUAAUUCGUAGAUAUAUAGAUGAUAGUCAUUUGCAGCUAGGCUGUUCAUUCACUGACACAUGUACAUUUGAUUAGAGAGCACAAAGAAAUAAAACAAUUUUCUUUGAGCCUUCAGAAAAUACAAGUGCAAUUUUUUUGGUGGGAUAUUCAUUACUUUCGAUUCCGAAGGA
This is a messenger RNA of Gastrolobium bilobum, 2200 nucleotides long. RefSeq names its product probable protein S-acyltransferase 23. The record is from RefSeq and is a predicted model, not a curated record. Gene Ontology annotation, molecular function: palmitoyltransferase activity; protein binding. Gene Ontology annotation, cellular component: Golgi membrane. Bases 316 to 1977 code for a protein of 553 amino acids. Lineage: Eukaryota; Viridiplantae; Streptophyta; Magnoliopsida; Fabales; Fabaceae. Gene Ontology annotation, biological process: protein palmitoylation. The transcript has 13 exons.